Aquila chrysaetos chrysaetos is the source of this 1213-nucleotide messenger RNA. RefSeq names its product T-cell activation Rho GTPase-activating protein-like. The record is from RefSeq and is a predicted model, not a curated record. Gene Ontology annotation, molecular function: GTPase activator activity. Gene Ontology annotation, biological process: signal transduction. Lineage: Eukaryota; Metazoa; Chordata; Aves; Accipitriformes; Accipitridae.
AUGGGGGACUGCCCUGGCCCUUUGGUCCUGCGGAGGACCCCGGCCACUGCCCAGGCGCCAGGGCAGACGGGCUCCGGCUGCAGCAGGGCGCUCUUUGGACAGCCCCUGGCAGCCCUCUGCGGGGAGGACGGCUCCCUGCCCCAGCCCCAUCCAGGUGCUUUGGUCACUGCUGUUGGAAGGCAGCUUCUCAGCCAAGCAACUGUCCUCCUGCCCCUCCUGCAGGAGAUGCUGGCUGUCCUGCACAAGGAAGGACCGUCGACAGAAGGGGUAUUCCGAAGAGCUGCCAGCGGGACAGAGUUUCGUGAGCUGCGGGAGGCCCUGGACCAUGGUGCGGAUGUCGACCUGGGCAGCCAGCCUGCACUGCUGCUGGCCGUCAUCUUCAGGACCUUCCUCCGAAGCAUCCCCGCCAAGCUCCUCGUGACAGACCUCUACGAGGAGUGGAUGGCAGCAAUGCAGAAGAGCGGCAAGGAGGAGAAGGUUGAAGAGCUGAAAGCGAGCACUGACCGCUGGCUGAGAGCACCGGGAAAGCUGCGCAACCCACCCGCGUUGGGUGGCCGAGAAGUGCCUGGAGCCAAUCUCCUCCUCCUCAAGCGGCUGCUGGCCCUCCUCCAGCACAUCGGCCACAACGCCUCCAGCAGCAGAAUGACCGCCGGCAACCUGGCCAUCUGCCUUGGGCCAAAUCUGCUGAGCCCACCUAACGAGGACCUGCUCCCCCUCGAGGCCAUGCUGGCAGUGACUGAGAAGGUGAACGUGCUGGUGGCGUUUCUCAUUGAAUACUGCGGUGACAUCUUUGUGGAGGAGAUGGCUGGCCACUCCUGUCCAUCAGCCGGGGAGUCGCCAGCACCCAUGGACAGCGCCGCAGACCUGCAUUUGGAAGAGCAAAGUGGCCCUGCAGGCAGAGCAGACAGGGACCACCAGGCAGAAGCCUUGCUGCACGCACCACCCGCCUCUCUGCUGGACGUCCUCAAAGAAGCUGGGGGAGACGCGGUGGCGGAGUCCGAAACGGCAGAGGCACCCGUUGCUUUGGCUCCAACCACCCUGGGGACCACAGUAGACUCCCUGGGAUGCACAGAAGGACUAAAGAGCGUUUCAGAGGAAAGAAGGUAAAAUGAGUCAGCUUUGGGUAAAUCAAGAACUGAUUCUAGUUGAUCCUGGCUUUACCUACCUAAUCAUACUGUGGGAUGGAAAGGUUUUUAGGCUCCCCACAGGAAAA